Molecule: messenger RNA, 240 nt
Organism: Ilex paraguariensis (yerba mate)
Lineage: Eukaryota; Viridiplantae; Streptophyta; Magnoliopsida; Aquifoliales; Aquifoliaceae
Source: the annotation of a GenBank genome assembly
UGGGUUUCGGUGGCAAUGGGGGUUGGAGAGGAAGGGGUGGACGCAGUGGUUGGCUGGGGGUUUGGAGGAGAACGGUGGGCCAUGGGGCGAUGGGCUGUUUUGGGUAACGAAGGGAGAGAAGGGGAUACCUCGCUGGACCUCGGUGGUGGGUCUCUGCAGAGCGUCCUUCGCUGGGUAGCUCCGUCCAUGGUCGUGGAGAAGGUUACUGGCAGCAACGGCAGAUGGGGCCAGCGACAGUAA